AUGUCACACUAUUUCCACUCUCUGGCGAAGAUACCCAUGGCGGCCACCAAGAAAGCAGCAGAGUCGACUCUUUAUCACCUCAGCCCCAAGGGCUUCUGGAAGAAAUUCCGCGAGGUCGCUGCUGUGAAUCCCGAAAUCUCCAGCGGUCUUCCACUUCCUUCUCUCAACCGAUACCCGCCUCCUGGCUCGAGGCCGGAGAAAUACUCAACCCCAGCAACAAAGGCCUCUGAUAUUGCCCAGAACCCGUAUUGGAAACGCGAUGUUCGACGCGCAUAUCCUCAGCUGUCAGUAGUUACACAGUCAGAGCUUUCGGCCCUUUUGAUUGAGCAUUCAACGGCACCAGCCGUCGCUGCUCCGUCGGAAGGCGAGAAAUCGGAUGUCCCUGCUGCAAAGAAAGAACUUGCCCUGCCAGACGCCAUUGCUGCUAUUACCUCCACUGCGAAAGUCUACUCGGAAUGCAGACUUCCUCCUACCCUUUCUGUCCCCCACAAGCGUUGGGUGCCGCAGUUAUCCCCCGCAGCUCCCCAUGACGAGCACUCUUACUUCCCCAUACCCUUGACUUCGUACCUAAACGUCCCCAGACUGACCUCAAACAACCAUAAACACGAAUCCAUGUCCGGACCACCACCACCUGCAGUACUAGACCCGUAUCCCCAAGUCCAACCAGCUUUUUUCGCCGACGAUCCACGGAUCUACUUUUCGAAAGGCUCGAACACCUGGCGGUUUGAACAAGACGAUGGGACAGAGCUAGAAUUUGACGUUGCGAAGAGCGCAUGGACACCUUUGGUCGACGAGGACCUUGUAUCUCGGCAACAGGCCGCGUACUCAGUGGCGGGUGUUGACGAAUCAACCCCGGCUGCUCCGGUGCUCAAACGUGAAAGCAAGAAGCGCAAAGCGGAGGAUUACACCUCCGCCACUGCCCCGGAUGAAGGUGUCACCAUCAAGCGUGGCAAGGCUGACAAGAAAGAGAAAGCGCCGACUGAACGCAAGUCCAAGAACACCGCCGUAUAUGUCACCAACCUCCCUCUUGACACAGAGCAGGAUGAGCUCGUUGAGCGCUUCUCAAAGUGCGGGGUCAUCGAAGAGGAUCUAGACGGCGAGCCCAAGGUCAAGAUGUACGCUCGGGAGGAUGGAUCAUUCAGUGGAGAAGCACUUGUCGUCUUCUUUAAGGAGGACUCCGUGAUAUUGGCCGUGAACCUGCUUGACGAGGCUGAGCUGAGGCUUGGGCAGCCAUCUACCGUUAUGCGAGUAGCCAAGGCAGACUUCGCCCACAAGAAUCAUGCGAAACUGGAAGAGUGGGGCGAGGACGACGGAUUUGGUCCACAACCCGAUCCAGCGGAAAGUGCUGCAGAUAGAGCUAAGCAAGGAAGGGUUGUCGUUCUUAAACAUAUGUUCACUCUUCAAGACCUCGAGAAAGACGCGUCGCUGCUACUUGAUCUGAAAGAGGAUGUACGAGAAGAAUGCUCAACACUAGGAGAAGUCACAAACGUGGUUCUAUACGAUAAAGAGAAGGAUGGGAUCAUGACAGUCAAAUUCCGCGACCCUUUGAGUGCGCAAGCUUGUGUCCUGAAAAUGAACGGUCGUUUCUUUGAUAAACGUCGGAUCGAGGCAGAAAUAUUCACCGGAAAGCAAAGAUUCAAACGAAGUGGUGCGGGUGACGAUCUUGGAGGAGAAGGGGAAGAGGCUGAAAGAAAACGGUUGGACGACUUCGCACAGUGGUUAAUGACAGAAGGAGACUAA
Messenger RNA from Cyclocybe aegerita, 1740 nucleotides. NCBI's taxonomy places the organism in Eukaryota, Fungi, Basidiomycota, Agaricomycetes, Agaricales, Hemipholiotaceae. The record is from the annotation of a GenBank genome assembly.